Molecule: messenger RNA, 1978 nt
Organism: Plasmodium vivax (malaria parasite P. vivax)
Lineage: Eukaryota; Apicomplexa; Aconoidasida; Haemosporida; Plasmodiidae
Exons: 1
Coding region: 56-1906 (616 amino acids)
Source: RefSeq, a predicted model, not a curated record
UGAAAAAAAACGGCAUGCAAAAAAGCGGCAUGAAAAAAGGCUGCACGCUGAGAGCAUGUUCUUUAACCCCAAGCAAUUUAAGAACCUGUUUCCAGAGGAGGGGAAAAAAAAGGGGGCGGGCGCGUAUGAUGAUGACUGCCUUAAUCUAGAAGAAGUAGAAAACCUACAGGAAAUCAGCCCCGAUUUGUAUAAAAAGUUAUCUGACUACAACAAGGAGGAAGCGCUAGACCAAUCGAAAGGUGAGAGUGACCAAGCAGAGGAGACGUUCGAUGGAGUUGACCCCAAGGACAUUUCUGUGUACGAAGGACUACCGCUUCUUAUGAUUGAUGGGAAGGACUUCCAGGGAUUUCCGGACAACAGGAAGGUGAAGAUUUCGCCGGAAAUUGCCACCCCGUUUGAUAAUUCCGAGUACGACGACUUUGUGGAGUCGAACAGGCGGAAGAGCGACGUGUGCAGUGGCUCAGGUGGAAAUGUCCGCAAGGGGUCGCAAGGUGAAGCGGCACACAAAUCGGCCACGCACCUUCGUAACGGCGUUGACGCUGGAGAGGACGUGCCCGAUUUCGAAAGAGACGUGCUCUCCAUCAUCGGCGAGGGGGAGCAGAGCCCGCCUAAAAGCUGCGACGUGGGGGAGCAGAACCCCCCUAAAAGCUGCGACGCGGGGGAGAAAAAAAUGACGAAGGAGGAAAAAAUAGAAAGAUACAAAAAAGUGGGAAGACACUACCAUAUGGAUUCGCAAUUAGGAGAAAUACUAUACGAUAGGGACUACCCAGGGUACAUAUACCUAAAUCAUGGAGAAGACAUAAAAGAGCUAGACGAGAAAAGCGAGUUCGAUUCAGAGUCACCAGGAUAUAUAAACCCAUCCAAUGUGUUCCUACGAACUGGAAGGAAAAGAGAAGAGCAGAAGAAGAAAGACAGUGGCAUUAAACAAAAAAGGAGGUGGAAUUUGAAGGUAGAAAAAGAUAUUAAGAGAGGAAAUUGGAAGUACUACGAUGAUACAGUGAAAGAUCUGCUUGACUCAACUGACCAGGAAAAAUUAGAAGAAAAUUACUAUUCCAAUAAUUACUACCAAAGGAGUAAUAACAACACAGGAUUUGGAAGUACGGAUAAAGUUCAGAACAAUUAUUUUGAUGUGCAAUUUAUCGGGUCGGCAGAAACGUACCCAGCAAAUGUAUCAGUAGGCAUGAAUUUCAUUUGGCCAAUCAAUUUCAUCCCCAUGUUAUGCAAACAAUACCCAAAGAGGUUAGGCCAGCCCAUCAAAUCAGAUAUUUUUAACCUCGGUGGAUUUGACUCUCUUCAGUUAUGGUUUUACCCCGACGGAAUGAAUAACUCCAUUGAUGGUUUCUGCGCUUUGAAAUUAAUGAUGAGGCCUGGUUCGUACCUGCCUGUUAAAAUUUUCCUCUUCGCAUUUAGCGAAUAUAAUUACCUGCACACCCAACCCUUUUACAAAGAAUCAGCUGACUACGUUGCGGUUUCGCUAAACCUGUGCAAAUGCUUAUUAAAGACGAAGGAAAAUUUAAAAAAAAUUGAAAACAAUAAGGAUUACGUAAUUUUAGGGCCUGCAGGGAAUAUCUACAUUGGGGUGGGCAUUUUUGACGACACGUAUGAUUUGGAGGAAGAUUUCAAAAAAUUCUACUCAGUUAGUAACAAAUAUAAAAAUAAGAAGCCGCAGUGUGGGAAGGAGAACCACCAGUUCAAAUACGACUGGGAUGAAGGCGUCCACAUUUUUGACAACUGGUUGAAGAAGCAGACGGCCGUGACGGAGGACAAGGACGAGCUGCUGCCGGUGUACUACACGCACUCGGAGCUGUAUGAGAAUUAUAAGUAUCGCUACGUCCCGGAGAAGAACCCCUUCAAGUUUUUGAACCGGAAGCCCGACAGGACCAAGUGGAACCGCCACCCCUUCUGAGGAACUCUGCAGGGGGUGCUGCUGGGAGAAGUGAUUGAAGCAGUGCUAGAAGUAGUGCCAGACGCAGCUGCA